Colletotrichum orchidophilum is the source of this 3018-nucleotide messenger RNA. Its product is annotated as NF-X1 type zinc finger. Gene Ontology annotation, cellular component: nucleus. Lineage: Eukaryota; Fungi; Ascomycota; Sordariomycetes; Glomerellales; Glomerellaceae. The coding region runs from base 1 to 3018 and encodes 1005 amino acids. Gene Ontology annotation, molecular function: RNA polymerase II transcription regulatory region sequence-specific DNA binding; DNA-binding transcription factor activity, RNA polymerase II-specific; zinc ion binding. The transcript has 4 exons. The record is from RefSeq and is a predicted model, not a curated record. Gene Ontology annotation, biological process: negative regulation of transcription by RNA polymerase II.
AUGUCGGACGGUGGCGCAACACAGACCCAAAUCCAGACGCAAACUCAAACGGUCUCGUCGACUGGAGGAGGUCCUCAGCCAAGCCGCCGAGGCAGAUCGGGAAGAGGAAGAGCAGACGGAAGCAAUGGCCGUGGUGGGCGGCGAGGUGGUGGCAGGAAUGCCAACCCUCAGCCGCGGAACCAAGCUCAGCCAGCACUGGCUACUGAAGCCUCGGCAGAUAAUGCACCUGAAUCGGAACCUUCUAGCUCGGGGAGGAGAGAUCGCGGUCGGGGCGGUAGUCGGGGCGGUAGUCGGGGCGGUCGGCGAGGCGGUGCGGUCCGAGGUGGUACAGUAUCGGGAACUCAGCGAACUUUCGGCGGCAGCCUGACAACCGCUGCGGAUUCAAAUGUGCCAGAUGCACAGGGAUUGAGUGCAGAUGCCCCGGCUUUCGUUCCUGGGCAGCCCGUUGUCCACAGAGGCAAACAACCUGCCCCGAAGCAAAAGAAGCCUCAGUAUCCUUUAGCACCAAAGUCUGCAGCUGCAGACUUACCCACGCGUAUCCAUGAGGACAUCAGCAACGGCCAGUACGAGUGUGUCAUCUGCUCGAGUGAAGUCCUGCGGCCGUCUCGAGUGUGGUCCUGCGGGCUAUGCUGGACGGUGCUGCAUUUAUCUUGUGUUAAGAAGUGGUUCACGAGCCAGCUCAAGAAGGACGACGACACUCGCUCCUGGCGUUGUCCCGGCUGCAAUUCCAGCUUGACUGAGGAACCGAGUGCUUACCACUGCUGCUGUGAGAUUCCCGUGCAGGCAAGAUGCUAUUGCGGGAAAGAGCACAAGGAGAUUCCAUGCGAUCGCCGGGACGACCUUCAAAUGUCUUUCAAUUACGGCCAGGUUUCCAGCUCGGAUUCCGAGGAUGUUUCUCAAGACAGCUGGUUCGAUGGCUCAUUCGACUGCGAAGCGACCUGUGGGAGGAAAUACGACUGCGGUCUCCAUGAUUGUGAGAAGACUUGCCAUUCACAGGACGAGGUGCCGGCACACUGCCCUUUGGCUCCAGAUGUUGUCCUUCAUUGCCCCUGUGGCAAGACACCGUUGGAAGAGCUGCUCGGCCAACCGAGACAGUCUUGCGUGGACGAGAUUCCUCACUGCAAGAAGAUCUGCGACAAGACCCUCGUUUGCGGCCACCGGUGCCUCGACACAUGUCAUACCGGUCCAUGCAACUCAUGCUUCCAGAAGCAGGAUAUUUCUUGUCGAUGCCAGCGUACUGUGAGCAGGUCCCUGUGUCAUCAGGGAGAGAUCGCGACGCCGAUGUGUUUUAGGGUCUGCCAGGCUCAGCUGAACUGUGGGCGCCACAAGUGUGGCGAGCACUGUUGCCCAGGGGAGAAGAAGGCCAUCGAGAGACAGGCCGCCAGAAGGAAGCACAGGCAGCAGCAGGCCCCAGAUGAGGUUGAGGCGGAACACAUUUGCCUCCGUGUAUGCGGGAGGACACUGAAGUGUGGAACCCACCAGUGUUCGCAAAUUUGCCACGCUGGACCUUGCCCAAGCUGCCUCGAAGCCGUCUUUGAGGAGAUCAGCUGUGCCUGUGGCAGGACUGUCUUGCAACCUCCGCAGCCAUGCGGAACCAGGCCCCCUGAAUGCCGCUUCGACUGCCGGAGAGCACCACCUUGCGGUCAUCCUACGGUGAAGCAUAAUUGCCACCCCGACGAUGUUGAUUGUCCCAAGUGUCCGUUCUUGGUAGAGAAAGCAUGCAUCUGCGGCAAGCAGCGGAUGAAGAACCGGCCUUGCUGGCUGGAAGGGGUUCGCUGCGGUCUGCCUUGUGGCAAGAAGCUCAAGUGCGGAAAGGAGUGUCAUCGUCCCGGCGAAUGCGAGGAUGCUGACAUCUCCGGUUCCCAUUGCGCCCAGUCCUGUGGGAAGACGCGCAAAUCCUGCGAUCACUCGUGCCAGGCCUCGUGCCACGCCCCCUAUCCAUGCAAGGAAGAUCGGCCGUGCCAGAGCAAGACCUUCAUCACUUGUGACUGUCAACACCGUAAGAAGGAGGUGAAGUGCAUGGCUACCAAGACCAACCCGACUCCGGAUCGCGACACCCUGAAAUGCGACGACGAGUGCCUCCGUCUCCAGCGCAACCAGCGUCUCGCUGCCGCACUCAACGUCGACCCGGACCACAAUGACGACCACAUCCCCUACUCCGACACGACACUCAAGCUCUUCCGUGAGCUCUCUCACACGUGGGCCCAAAACCAGGAGCGCGAGUUCCGCGUUUUCGCAUCGGAGGCGUCGGAGAAGCGCCUGCGCUUCAAGCCCAUGCCCUCUUUCCAGCGUGCCUUCUUGCACGCCCUCGCUGAGGAUUUCGGCUUUGACUCGGAGAGCCAGGACCCUGAGCCGCACCGCCACGUCUCCAUCUUCAAGACGCCGCGCUUUGUCGCCGCGCCGAAGAAGACACUGGCGCAGUGCGUCAAGAUCCGCAACGACGCUGCCAAGUCCGCAGCUGCCGCGGCAUCAGCGUCUUCCUCGGCAGCGGCCGCAGCGUCGGCGCCGGAACCCUUCAACGCCCUACUCCUCUCGGCUCCGCGCUUCGGCCUGACCAUUGACGAGGUUGAAUCCGCCAUCGCCAACCACCUCAAGGCCUACAACACCCUUUCCUUCACCACCGCCUUCCUCCCCUCAGAGGAGAUCCUCGUCCGCGCAGUCCCUGUCACCUCAUGGGGCACUACCCCCUCGACCAUCGAAUCCUCCCUCGCGUCCCUGAAACCCCUCGUCGUGCGGACUGUAACCAAGGACGGUAUCGCCGCGGCCGCGAUCAUGGUCCACGCUGAUGCGAGCUUUAACGUCCUCCGCCGGGAGGGAACAUCGGCCAACGGUAGCAGCGGUGGAUGGAACGCCGUCGUCGGCCGCGCCGCGGCGCAGCGCAGGAUGUUGGCGCCCAAGCCCGCCAGCGACGCCCGUCCCGCCAGCGGCUUUGUCAGCUUCUCCAAGCUGGCGCGCAAGAAGGUCGUCGAGGACUCUGUCGCGGACGACUGGGAGGCUGCCGCUGAAAGCGACGAGUAA